Amphibalanus amphitrite is the source of this 2219-nucleotide messenger RNA. RefSeq names its product mucin-1-like. Lineage: Eukaryota; Metazoa; Arthropoda; Thecostraca; Balanomorpha; Balanidae. Gene Ontology annotation, cellular component: membrane; cytoplasm. The record is from RefSeq and is a predicted model, not a curated record. The annotation marks the transcript as partial. The transcript has 7 exons. Gene Ontology annotation, biological process: protein folding in endoplasmic reticulum.
GCGCGGUGCGGGCGGCGCGCGCUGUGAUGCGCCACCAGCCUCUGCCGGCGCUGUGCAGGAGCUGCGGCGCCGCCCAGCUGUGGCCGCUGCCGGCCCGGCUCCGGUCGCGCUGGUCGGCCGUGUCGAGCCGCGCCGACCAGCGGCUGGUGCUGGUGAGCUGCUGGCGCUGGCCGGCGGCGCCGCUGGCCGCGCCGUGCCCGGAGCGGCGCCGGCCCGGCCACCUGCUGGCCUCGCUGCUCAUCACCGGCCUCCUCAUGGUGCUGUUCUACACCAACCUGGCGGCCGACGGGUGCCGCGCGCCGGCCAGGGGCCAGGAGUCGGCGGCGGACCCGUCGCUGCCGCCUCCGCCGCCGCCGCCGCUGCCGACGGUGGCAGCCGAGACGCCGGUGACGCCGCUACCCGUGCCGCCGCUCUCGGGGGAUACUGAGGAAGGAGAGCCGGUGGAGUCGGGCGCCCCGGCUGCGGAGUCUCCCCCGCCGCCGGAGCGGCCGGCCGCUGAGGUGACAGAGACGGGCGCACAGCCGGACCGGCCACCCUCGGCGUCUGCAGACACGGGACAGCCGCCGACACCCACACCGACACCGGCAUCAACACCAACACCAACACCAACACCGGCGGCCGCACCGAGUCAGGCGCAGGGCCAGGCACGCUCCCCACCGCCGCCGCCCACCCCUGCUCCAACUCCGGCGGCCGCCCCAGCUCCUGUGGUAGCUGGUGAUGCCCCGACCGCCACUACACAGGAGCCUCCACCAUCGCCACCGCCAGUGGCACCAUCGGCACCAUCGCCGGCUCCGACACCAGCACCAGAGGCACCAGCGGCCGCGCCGGCGGCGGAACCUCCCUCGGACGAGCCUCCCGUGGUGAUAGCGAAGGACAUCCGCUCGACGCUCACCGACGGCCCUCCUCCUAACCCCGAGCCGGGACCGGAGACGUUCACCCCGCCUCCUCCGCUGACGACCCAGCCGACUCCGGGCUCCGAGCCGGCGGCCGGACCGGAGGCGGGCGCCCGGAGUCACGGCUCCGGGUCCGGGCCGGCCCCGGACACCGCGCCCGGAGAGAACGUUACCUCCAGCGGGGCGGCCGAGGACGCCCUCUGGCCGCCGGAGACGGGCUCUGGAGAGGACAUCCAGCCCUUCAACGAGUGGGCCAGCAAGCGGGUGGAGGAGACGCAGAAAAAGACAGGGGACACGGUGUCACCGUCUCGGCCCGGCGCCGGCGCCAGCCCCGUGAAGAAACCCCCGGUGCGACACCGAAUCAAAAACUACGCUUCCCCCGACUGCGGAGCCAAAGUUCUGGCGGCCAACCCGGGCGCCACGUCAGCAGGCAACGUGCUCAGCCCGGGCCGCGACGAGUACAUGCUCAACAGCUGUGACACUAGGGUGUGGUUCGUCAUAGAGCUGUGCGAGGGCAUACAGGCCAGCCGGCUGGAGCUCAGUAACGACGAACUGUACUCGUCGUCGCCUCGUGAGUUCGCCGUCUACCUCACGGACCGGUACCCGACCCGCGAGUGGAACAAGGUGGGGCAGUUCACCGCCGAGAGUCGCCGCGGACCGCAGAGCUUCCACCUGCCCACCGUCGUGUUCGGCAAGUUCGUCAAGGUGGAGAUCCUGAGUCACUACGGCAGCCACUACUACUGCACCGUGUCCAACGUGCGCGUGUACGGCGCCAGCGAGUACGAGGUGCUGGACCACCAGGACUCUGAGCAGCACGAGACGGAGACGUCGGACUUCGAGGAGCUCAUGGAGCCUGCCGAGCCGACCGAUCGACCGAACCUGUUCAACCGCGCGCUGCAGGCCGUCAACAGCAUGGUGGAGACGGCCAAGGUGGCCUUCACUGGAAAGCGUGACGCGGCGGGCUCGCGGGCGCAGCGCUGCGUCUCUCUGGCUCCUGGUCAGGUGCCGGCCAACCUGAGCUCCGAGCGGCAGCUGGAGCUGGGCUGCAGACUGGCCGAGCUCUCGUCCAUCGCCGGCGGGCGGCUGUUCGGCGCCGCCGAGCGCCCGUGUCGCCUCUGCGGCCCCGAGGAGGGUGACCGCGGCACGCCGCACAGCCGUCUGUGUGGCCUGGCGCGCGCCCUGCUGCCGGCCGACACCCUGCAGCUCGUCUGUACCGCUCGGCCGCUGCUGGCACCGCCGGCCGCCGACCCGGCGCCGCCCGCCGCGCCCGCCGCCCGUCCUCCGGCCGCCAACGGCACUGCCGAGCAGGCGCCGGCCGCCGAGACG